This is a messenger RNA of Halichondria panicea, 1567 nucleotides long. RefSeq names its product peptide chain release factor 1-like. The transcript is spliced from 12 exons. The record is from RefSeq and is a predicted model, not a curated record. Gene Ontology annotation, molecular function: translation release factor activity. NCBI's taxonomy places the organism in Eukaryota, Metazoa, Porifera, Demospongiae, Suberitida, Halichondriidae. Gene Ontology annotation, biological process: translational termination. The coding region runs from base 195 to 1400 and encodes 401 amino acids.
UGAGAUCUUUAUAAUGAUUUGUAACCAAACCACAAUCUUUGUUUGGCGACCAUGUCCAAUUAACAUGUGUACUUUGGUUAUUAAUUUGCCUGUUGUAUUCUUCUACAGUGCUAGCUAUAGUGGAGUGGUCCCUCAAAGAAAAUCACCCAGUCAUCGUAUUUUACUAGACUCUACCCUGUAAAAUCUGUGAUGUGAUGAAUUGGAUGAGGAGAAUAUCAAGCCUCCACAUCAGAGCAUUGAUAGCCAAAUCUCUGCCACUGCAACAGGCAAUGAGGGUGCUGUCGUCUGGAGCAAAGCUUGAUCUAACGCCUAACCUAUGGGCACAUGUAUCAAGGCUGAUGGACCAAUACAAGGCACUCGUAGAAAAGGCUAACUCUGGCAGCCAACAGGACCUCCCUAGUCUUUAUCAGUCACUGUCUAAGUUGGAACCUGUCGUGAAACUUGUUCAGAAAUUGGAAGGCAAAUCUGAAGAAAUUGGUGAGCUUCAGCAUUUGUGUUCUGAAGUUGGCGACAUGAAGCAACUGGCACAGGAGGAGUUGCGGCAAUGCAACAGAGAACUGGAGCAAAUUAAGACCCUUCUGAUAGAAUCUGUGCUGCCACGAGAUGAAGCAGACAAUCACAGCGCCAUACUCGAAGUGAGAGCAGGUGCUGGUGGUGUUGAGGCAUCUUUAUUUGCAGCUGAAAUCUUUCAAAUGUAUCAGAGGUUUGCUGGCUAUAAAAUGUGGGCAUUUGAGCAGUUGUCCAUUGAUAGAAGUGAUGCUGGUGGGUACAAGCAUGCAGUUGCUAGUGUGAGUGGUGGAGAGGUGUUUGGAAUGCUCAAACAUGAGGUGGGAGUGCACCGGGUGCAGAGAGUGCCUAUCACUGAGGGGAUGGGGAGAGUACACACCAGCACCAUGAGUAUCGUCAUUCUACCUCAACCAACACAGUUGUCAUUUGGGAUUUUGAUUCAGAUUGAAGUGGAGAUAAGUCCCAGUGACAUAAAGAUUGACACAAUGCGAGCCUCUGGAGCGGGUGGUCAACAUGUCAACACCACUGACAGUGCCAUUCGUCUCACACACUUGCCGACUGGGAUUGUAAUCAGCAUCCAGGAUGAGAAGUCCCAACACAAGAAUCGAGCUAAAGCCAUGAAGAUUCUUCAUGCUCGCCUUUAUGAGCAGAAGCGUCAGAGAUUAAUGCAAGAGAGAAGUGAGCAGCGCCGACAACAGAUGGGGACACAAGAGCGAUUUGAGAAGAUUCGAACGUAUAAUUUCCCUCAAGACAGAGUGACUGAUCAUCGCCUAGGCUACACUACUCAUGGUGUGGAAGAGUUCCUUUCUGGAGGAGACACAUUAGACACUGUUAUAGCUCAGCUGAGGCUACGAGAGGAAGAAGAGCUAAUAAUUGGUUUGAGUGGUGAAUAAAUGCGAAAUAAGUGUUCAUAAAAAAAUCGCUGCUGUUUGUAUGUACUAGCUAUAUAUACCAUAGUCAGGUUGUGAUUAUACACUCAUCUUAGUUACAAGAUUGUAAACAUAAUUAUUCUUGUAUCCAUGGUCAGGUUGUGAUAUACUCUAUGAAUGUAUGUACAAUA